Messenger RNA from Anopheles marshallii, 4542 nucleotides. RefSeq names its product poly(A) RNA polymerase gld-2 homolog B. Gene Ontology annotation, molecular function: poly(A) RNA polymerase activity. Bases 1 to 4542 code for a protein of 1513 amino acids. The transcript has 7 exons. The record is from RefSeq and is a predicted model, not a curated record. Gene Ontology annotation, cellular component: cytosol. Lineage: Eukaryota; Metazoa; Arthropoda; Insecta; Diptera; Culicidae.
AUGUCCAUUAGCCUAUGUAUAACGAAUCCGUGCGGCACUCCGAAGCAAACGUCCCAACCGACCACUAGUUCCAAGAUGGAUCGAACUCCGUCAUCUAGCGAAAGCGGUGAAAAGAUGCAAAACGCUAACAAAGCAUACAGAAAAUCUGCUAUGCCACCGUUCCAGUCUGCCACGGUUUCGAUGAUAUCGUACUCGGGAUCGGGCAAGAGUAAAAAGUUUUACAAUAGUUCGUCGAAUCGAAAAAAACAACACAUAAUGGAAAGCUUAAAGAUGUGGAACGUUAAGAUAGCACCUAGUGGCCUGGACAAAUUCGAAGACGAACUGCCAACGGUACCCGCUGCAACUAGUCAGAAAAAGGAGUUGAUUCAUUCACUUGAGUCAACCGAAACCGGUCCUGCAAAUCUCGAACAAGAUAACCAGGCGGGCUCAUCCAUUGGAGAGCUUAUCAAAUCGUCUUCGUCGAAAAAGAAGAUGCAAGAAGCAAACAGCAGUAAGUGUAAACCGGAAGAGAUGAAAGGCCAUACCAUAUCGAAAUUGGCCACAUCCAAGCUAGAUCGUGACAUUGCUAGCAAUCAUAAGGAUCAAACGGAAAAGCAGCCUGCCAGAUCGUUUGAACACAAUACAGAAGGAACUAUCGUGGAAGCGGAUGUCCAUAAUCAUGCAUCUUCUGCUCAUAUCAGCGACAUGUUGACAAGCUCGACAACGGAACUAUCUUCUGGAUGUAGUGGAGAGGUAACUUCGAAAUCAACCGCUUCCAUACCACUCCCGGCGUCUCAGCCAUCGUCAUUUGCGAUGAAAGGAAGUCACCAAAAGCACUCACACAAAUCAUACGCUCGUUCAUCUGCCACCCUCAACGGUACUAGUUCAUCAGCUGCACCGGCUAGCUUGUCUGUUGAAGUGCCGGCUGGUGGUAACCGUAACGGCAAAGACACAGUCACCACUGUUCCAUCCGGCCAGCCACAGGUAUCAGUGAUGUCUCUGAUAAUGCAGGGAAAUUCUAAGCAGAAUGAAUCGCUCCGAUUGGACGCUUUUUCUGAUACUCUGUCAUCAUCAUCAUCUGCCCUUAAGAAAAGCAUCCCUCCCAAUCACCAUGUUGGCCAACAUCAUACGUCAUACAUUCCUACGCUCGGAACUCAACAUUCAUCGAAACAACAGGGACUGAUCAAUCGACAGGACCAACACCAUUCGGUGCAGCAGAGCACGAACACAUCUCCGCACCAUUAUUCAUUCGAUUUUCUGCGUGAUGUUGGUCUUAAAAUGUCCAUUGGCAAUGUAUCGGGUGGAGUAAACAACAACUCCACCGGCGAUUUAUCCAUGUAUCGAGGAUCGUCCCAAGCAAAUUAUAAUUUUACCCAACAAUUCCAGCAGCACAUGAUGCAGCAUCAUCAAAAUAGUCAGUUGCAGCCACAGCCACAUCACGGCACUAGGCAGUCCCCGCAUCAACAACAGCAGCUAUUGCAGCUUCAUCAACUUAUGCCGCAACAGCAACCCCAACAGUACAACAGAUCUUCAAAUGUAUACGGUGGCGACGAAUUGGCACAACAUUGCGCGCUGAACGAACCGCAAGGUUUCUCGAACUAUGCUGUGCUUAAUACAACCGAGGGACAUAACUCCAGCAAUGGUGUUAAAACUUAUGAGAUUUCAUCCUACCUUUACAAUCAGAACGGUGGAGCUGGUCACUCGCAACAACACCAAGCAACACAUUACAAGCAGCCGAUGUUAGAGCAGUCGCAACAACACACUGUUCAGAUGCAUAAUUAUCAUCAGAAUAAUAACUACCAGUAUCACAAUCGUAACGGCCACGGGGGUGGUGGCAAUCAAUUGAGCUACGCGUCGCAAGGUUCCGGAAGAGUGAUCGGUACAGUGGUUGGAAGAGAAGAUGGUGGGCGGAAUGGUAAAAAGUUCUGGAAUGCUCAUGGUAAAGGGAAAAAUAGCUCAAACCAGACAAACGGCGGCAGUAAGCAACAGUUUAAUAAGGUGCAAAGCAUUGGUUAUGGGUAUCGGAAAAACUAUCAACAUUAUUACAACCAUCCGGCUAGUGGUGCCAAUCACUACUACGAACAUAUCACAAUUCAACCGCAGCAGCAGCAGCAGCAGCAGCAGCAGCAGCAGCAGCAACAUCAUCAUCACCACCAUCAUCAUCAUCAGCAACAACAACAGUCCCAUCAUCAUCAUAAACACUGGCAUCGGAAUUUGGUAUACUUGCGGGGAUACGAUAGGGGACACGGUGCUGCCUCUUCGCAUGAAUAUACCAGCGGUAACCAGCACCAAGAAGAGGAACAAACAGGAAUAGCCCUCCAUUCCGCAUCAUCAAACUCUCCGGAAGGCAACAGUCCGGAAGAGGAGCUAAGCAAUUCGAAUCAACUCCAGGAGAAUGGCAACAAUGAGCCGAUCGGCAAAACUCCGGAACCAAGCGCUUCUGAUGUCCAUGAACCUAUCAUGAAUGAUGUCUAUCGGGAGGUCCACGGAAAGGACGUCGAAAAGGUAAAAACUUCCGAAUUGCAUGAAGAGCGCCUUUAUGGCACGAGAAAACUAUGCAGCGUGCCACGUUCAUCAUCGUCCUCCUCUGUGGUGUCGAUUCCGUCGACAGAGUCAUCCGUAAUAUCGUGUAGCACAUCUCAGCUCGACACUACUGCCGCUAAUGGGCACGAUUACGAAUCUGACUCAUCCCAUUCUUCCGAUUAUCGGGAAGGAACAUUCCGGUAUGCAAAAUAUAGUGAUACGAAUGAUAAUAAAGCGUUUCGUUCUUCAUCGUCAACUUCAUCGGGAACUUCGUCUUCCUCGGCUUAUCCGCCUUUGGGCGAAUUUGUCCCAUCAGCACCGGCAUCUCUGCACGCCUCGACGGCAGGACUUGUUGGUGAAUUUAUCGUCCGUAGCCAAAGUUUUCAUGGUUCGCACCAUAAUCUCACCGCAUACAGUAACAGUGGUGGCAAUGUUGACGAAGGAAACCCUCCUGUCGGAUCACCGAAAGGAAUCCCUAGAACGGUAACCGGUACACAGUCAGUGCCGGUGUUUGGCGAACUGUUUGCCCACAUGAACCAUUGUCAGGCAAAUCCCAUCCAAUUCGUUAACAGUCAGUCGACGGGCAAUUUCGGGAGUAGCACAUCGUUGGAAUUGGCGCUGCAAUCUGCAGUUACCAGCUCUUCAAGUUCGUCGUCUCUGUCUGCGUCAUCGGUGCCGCCCAACGAUUUCCAGUCGAUGCAGAGCGGACAUCCAAAGGCACGCAGCCAAUCUGGACGUACUUCACCCACCAGUACAAAUGCACACUACCAGUCACACCGAUCGACGGUUGCUGUUUCUGCUGCGUCGUUGGCUAACCACCCCACGAAAGGCCAACUGUCCCACAAAACAGGGAUUGGACGUAAGAGCAUGCAAGCUGCAGUGAGCUAUGCACAUCGCUCCGCAUUGUCUGGAGAUUUUCAGCCCACACCAGCUGAUCGGUUCAUUAUGCGUGCGCAUGAAGUCGAGAUGAAAAUUCCACCCGAUGCGCUUACGAACGGCAGUGUGUGGGACAAUCUUUCUAGGGCCAUCUGGGAACGGUUUGCAGCAGCGCAGCAAUCAGAAGAAAAGUAUGGUCAAAAAAUGCAACUGUGGCGCGAUUUGUACAUUUGCAUCAAGAAAGGCUUUCCCAAGUACAGUCUCUAUUUGGUCGGUAGUACGAUCUCUGGUUUUGGUGCUGACAGUUCCGAUGUGGAUAUGUGUCUUGUUUCACGGGGUGGGCCCACCUGUUAUGAUCAUCGGCUGGAAGCGCUGUUCAGUUUGUCGUUGGUGAAGGAAUACUUCAUGAACAUGCCGUCGUCGAAUUUCAGUGAGUUUAGCUUGAUACAGGCAAAGGUUCCGAUUCUCCGUUUUCAAGAUAGCAAGAAUGGCAUUGAGGUGGAUCUUAAUUUCAACAAUUGCGUUGGGAUUAGAAAUACCCAUCUGCUGCACUGUUAUUCACAGAUGGAUUGGCGUGUGCGACCACUGGUGUUGAUGGUGAAGCUAUGGGCCCAGCAUCACAACAUUAACGAUGCGAAAAACAUGACAAUAUCCAGCUACUCUCUUGUGUUGAUGGUUAUUCAUUUCCUGCAAUGUGGAACUAGCCCACCAAUUUUGCCGUGCCUGCACGCUAUGUAUCCGGAUAAGUUUAUGAAAAUCGUGGAUAUUCACAAUAUAGAAAUGAUCGAACGCAUCGAACCAUAUCAAACGGACAACAAAGAAACUUUAGGCGAAUUGUUAUUAAACUUUUUGGAAUAUUAUACAAAGUUUGAUUACGAACACCAUGCUAUAUCUGUGAGAACAAGUUCUAUCAUACCGGUCGAAGAAUGUCGCCUAGCCAGAAGUUACAAGAACGAUCCCCAUCAUUGGAAGCAUUUGUGCAUAGAAGAGCCGUUUGACUUCACUAACACCGCCCGGUCGGUAUUUGACGGGGAUGUGUUCGAACAGAUAAAGUCCACCUUUGCGACAUCAUGGCAGAUGUUGAAAGAUUGCAAGAAUUUGAAUGUUCUCUUCGGUGAACCAUUGUUUACACCGGUUACAUCGACACUGUCUAUAACUUCGUGA